GUGCACCCCCUGCCUCUCCGCAGAAGAUGGACAUGAUGGAUGGCUGCCAGUUCUCGCCUUCUGAGUACUUCUACGAUGGCUCCUGCAUCCCGUCCCCAGAGGGCGAGUUCGGGGACGAGUUUGAGCCGCGAGUGGCUGCUUUCGGGGCGCACAAAGCAGACCUGCAGGGCUCAGACGAGGACGAGCACGUGCGAGCACCUACGGGCCACCACCAGGCCGGCCACUGCCUCAUGUGGGCCUGCAAAGCAUGCAAGAGGAAGUCCACCACCAUGGAUCGGAGGAAGGCGGCCACCAUGCGUGAGCGGAGACGCCUGAAGAAGGUCAACCAGGCUUUCGAGACGCUCAAGCGGUGCACCACGACCAACCCCAACCAGAGGCUGCCCAAGGUGGAGAUCCUCAGGAAUGCCAUCCGCUACAUUGAGAGCCUGCAGGAGCUUCUGAGGGAACAGGUGGAAAACUACUACAGCCUGCCGGGGCAGAGCUGCUCUGAGCCCACCAGCCCCACCUCCAGCUGCUCUGACGGCAUGCCCGAAUGUAACAGCCCUGUCUGGUCCAGAAAAAGCAGCAGUUUUGACAGCGUCUACUGUCCUGAUGUACCAAAUGUAUAUGCCACGGAUAAAAGCUCCUUAUCCAGCUUGGACUGCUUAUCCAGCAUAGUGGAUCGGAUCACCAACUCAGAGCAACCUGGAUUGCCUCUCCAGGACCCAGCAUCUCUCUCCCCAGUUGCCAGCACCGAUUCUCAGCCUGCAACUCAAGGGGCCUCUAAUUCCAGGCUCAUCUAUCAUGUGCUAUGAACUAAAAAUCUAGUCUAGAUCAGUUCUGCCAGGAGGGCCUAUCACACAGGAGGAAAGAGGCCCAAAAAGUCCAAAAGCAAGACAACCUGUAAAUAAACAUUUCCUUUCAGUUGUAAAUUUGUAAAUAUUAUCUUGCCACUUUAUAAGAAAGUGCAUUUAACUAAAAAGUCACUAUUGCAAUUAAUACUUUCUUUUCUUCUUUUCCUUCGUCUUGCUUUAGAUAUAUAGUUCCAGAGAUACUAUUUCUUACAGGGGGCAGUUCAUCAAAGGUAGCUUGUUGCAAUGCUUAACUUAUAUUUUUUAUAAAUAUUGCUUAUCAAAAUAUUACAUCUGAUGUUUAGAGCUUUAUUUUUUUUCUUUAAAACUUUAGAAUAGCUGUAAAUCAGUUAUAGGGAGUUUUAUAUAUAUUUAACUUUUUUGCUUGUCUCUUUAAUCCUUUGAUUAUAUUAUGUAAAAUAAAAAUAUAACAAUACUGCCUAAUGGUAUAUAUUUUGAUUUUAUAAGAAAUGCAUCUUUUUAAUGUAAGCACAAAAUAGUAUUUUGUGGAUGAUUUCAAGAUAUAAGAGAUUUUGGAAAUUCCACCACAAAUAAAAUUGUUUAAAUGAAGAAACAUUUUGGUUUAUGAUUUUGGUGAAAGAACCCCCUAAUGGGGUUGGCAGUCAUUGAUAUGAUAUUUUUAAGGUGGGGCUGAAAAUGCUGAAACAGUUGGUUUUGUAGAUAAAUCUGAAUAUUUAUCAUCCCAUGGACUCACCUUAGGUCCUGUUGGUGUCACAGAUGAAAAUACCACAUUUCUAUUUUAAGCAUACUUCAAGGGAGCCUACUAACUAAAAUUUUUCUUUUGUCUUAAUGUUGCACCAUAUAAUGUCAAGCUGUGUGUGUAUGUGGGGGAAAGAUAGAAGUUAUUCAGGACAAUAAAAUAUUUUUAAACAAAAAGAAUGUACAACAUUACAUCAUUUUAAUAUCUACAGUACAUUAGAAAUCAUGAGUUAGGUCAUAUUUAUCUACUUGCCUGAAAACAUCUUGAAACAUUAGUAUAUUAAUAUUGUCAAUAAAAUAUUUAAAGGUAUUGAGCGUUUUUUUGUAUUAUUAAAGUGCUGGCAUAAGAAAAUUUACAGAAACCAUAGUAAAGUGAAGCAGACUGCAACUGCCCUCCUCCUUUUCACAG
Molecule: messenger RNA, 1959 nt
Organism: Lagenorhynchus albirostris (white-beaked dolphin)
Lineage: Eukaryota; Metazoa; Chordata; Mammalia; Artiodactyla; Delphinidae
Gene: MYF5
Product: myogenic factor 5
Exons: 3
Coding region: 27-794 (255 amino acids)
Biological process (GO): muscle organ development; positive regulation of myoblast differentiation; regulation of transcription by RNA polymerase II
Molecular function (GO): RNA polymerase II cis-regulatory region sequence-specific DNA binding; protein dimerization activity; DNA-binding transcription factor activity, RNA polymerase II-specific
Source: RefSeq, a predicted model, not a curated record